AUGGAUUUGUUUCGUCGUCCAAAAAAGCGCGGUGGCGCCCAGCAAGCCGUUAGACAGCGCGACUCAGGUGAUUCUGAUGAAGACGGAAUCGAUAUCCAAGAGUCUGUAAAAAAGCGUCGCAGAGAUAACCCAAUGGUUCAAUCAGUAAGUAUCAUUUUUUUGAUCACUCUUAUCGUUUACAGUUAAGUUCAGACCAAAAAGCGUGUUGAAAACACCGUCGCAAGUUCGUCUUCGGGAAGUGACAAUGACUACGAUGACAAGAUAGCAGUGGCCGAGCAUUCGUUUGCAUCAAGCGGUACGACAGGCCCUUCCGGUCCACGUGAUCAAGGUUUGAAUUUUCUUUUUUUUUGCACAAAUUACAUUCUAUUCCGAAGGCUUACUCGAAGAAUUUUUUUAUAAAACGUAGAACAGAAUGUUUUUGUAGGAGCAACUGCAACAUUAGAAGUUGACACGGAUUAUGCAGCCGACGCUCAGGCACAAUUCGAACGCGUGCAAAAACAACUUAAAGAAGGAUUAGAAAAGGUUUUUGAUUUCUCUUUGUUCAUUAUGUAAUCCGUUUUUUGAAGGACGGAAAAGUGCUAUAUAAGGGCUCGGCUAUGUAUGGUGCGCGAGAAGCUAAAGAUACUGCCAAGGGAAACGCAUCAAGCGGUCUUAACCGAGUCGGCCCUAUACGUGCUCCACAGUUUUUGAGACAAACAGUGAGAUGGGACUUUGCUCCGGAUAUCUGUAAAGAUUACAAAGAGACUGGAUAUUGUACUUUUGGAGGCAAGUGCUUUGAGUUAUUCUAAAUGAUAUUUAUUAUUUAAGUUUCUAGACUCUUGUAAAUUUGUUCACGACCGCUCUGAUUACAAGCAUGGGUGGGAGAUCGAGCAGGAUUAUCUGGAAGGAAAACAUGGCGAAGAUGAUGAAGUAGAUUACGAAAUUCACGAAGAAGAAGACCAAUAUCCAGAAGAAUGCUACAUCUGUGGACAGGCUUUCAAGGAUCCUAUCAUAACAAAGUAAUUUUGGUGUUUCAGCGAUAUUUUUUUAUUUCGUUUUUCAGGUGUAAGCAUUAUUUCUGCGAGCAGUGUGCUAUGAAGUCUUUUCGGAAAUCCAAAAAGUGUCCUAUUUGUAACGAGAAUACUUUAGGCAUAAUGAACAUUGCUAAAGGUAUUUUUCGUUAAAUUUUGUUUAGUAAGUCAGUUCAAUUUUCAGACAUGAUAGCUCACUUAAAGAAGAAAAAGUUAGAAGAAGAGCAGAAAGAUAAAGUUUCUAACGAUGAUGAAGAGACUGGAACGAGUGGAAAACCUGAUGAAGAACCUCUUCAGAUGAAAUCUGAAGAAGCUGAAGAAGUUGGAGCACGUAAGCUUUUUUUUAUUGCGGUUUCGUUGUUUAUGACUUUUUUUUUCUUUAGCUUCUGAUGAUUCACGUGAUUCUGAUGGAAACGAAGAUUUUAUUAACGAAGUGACGGAAGAAGAAGAAGAAGUUGAAAUUCAAAUGGAGAAUGUGGAAGAAAUUUUCGGAGGGGAAAACGACGACGAUUCUGGAAGCGAAGAUGAAGAAGAAGACGAAGACGAAGAAGAAACUAAAUAA
Messenger RNA from Caenorhabditis auriculariae, 1572 nucleotides. The record is from the annotation of a GenBank genome assembly. Lineage: Eukaryota; Metazoa; Nematoda; Chromadorea; Rhabditida; Rhabditidae.